GCGCCCGGCUCCGCUCCGCGUCCCGCUCCGCUCCCCGCUCCGCGCUCCGCACUCCGCUCCGCCGCCAAGGGGCGGCCCAGGGGGGCGGCGGGUCCCGCUCAGCCCCCGGGGAAGGCGCGGGGGGGGCGAUGCACCGCGCCGCGCUCCGCCCGGCCCCCCCGCCGCUCCGCCGCCGCCCCGCCGCCCGGGCGCCGCCCGCCCCCCGCCGCCGCUGAGCCUGGCCCGCCGCCGCGGCCUCCCCCGGCGGCGCCGCCCGCCCCGGGCUGCCGCAGCGCCGCGAUGGAGACAGCGGAGAAGGAGUGCGGAGCCCUCGGCGGCCUCUUCCAAGCCAUCAUCAACGACAUGAAGAGUUCCUACCCCAUCUGGGAGGACUUCAACUCGAAGGCCACCAAGUUGCACUCCCAGCUCAGGACCACGGUGCUGGCUGCAGUUGCCUUCCUGGAUGCCUUCCAGAAAGUGGCUGACAUGGCCACCAACACCCGAGGUGCUACCAGGGACAUCGGCUCUGCACUGACCCGCAUGUGCAUGCGGCACCGCAGCAUUGAGGCCAAGCUCCGGCAGUUCACCAACGCCCUCAUGGAGAGCCUGAUCAACCCUUUGCAGGACAGGAUUGAGGACUGGAAGAAAACUGCCAACCAGCUGGACAAAGACCACGCGAAAGAGUACAAGCGAGCCCGCCAUGAGAUCAAGAAAAAAUCCUCCGACACCCUCAAGCUCCAGAAAAAAGCUCGCAAAGAGCUGCUUGGGAAGGGGGACCUGCAGCCCCAGCUGGACAAUGCGCUGCAGGACGUCAAUGACAUGUACCUGCUGCUGGAGGAGACAGAGAAGCAGGCGGUCCGCAAAGCCCUCAUCGAGGAGCGGGGUCGCUUCUGCACCUUCAUCACCUUCCUGCAGCCCGUGGUGAAUGGGGAGCUCACCAUGCUGGGGGAGAUCACCCACCUGCAGGGCAUCAUUGAGGACCUGGUGGUGCUCACUGCUGAGCCCCACAAGCUGCCCCCCGCCAGCGAGCAGGUGAUCAAGGACCUGAAGGGCUCUGACUACAGCUGGUCCUACCAGACACCCCCGUCCUCACCCAGCAGCUCCAGCUCCCGCAAGUCCAGCAUGUGCAGCAGCGUUAGCAGUGCCAAGGGUGGUGUGGCGUGGCCCGGCGGGGCUCAGACCUGCUCACCCAGUUCCACCUAUCGCUACCGCAGCCUGGCGCAGCCCUCCGCCGCCACCACCCGCCUCUCCAGCGUCUCCUCCCACGACUCCGGCUUCAUCUCCCAGGACACCGCUUACUCCAAACCACCGUCCCCCAUGCCCUCGGACAUCACCAGCCAGAAAUCCUCCAGCUCAGCAUCCUCGGAGGCCUCUGAAACCUGCCAGUCAGUCAGCGAGUGCAGCUCCCCCACAUCGGACUGGUCCAAGGCCAGCGCCUACGACCAGCCGGUGGUCCCCCCCCUGCAGCGGCGCAAGGACCGUGUGGAGCACCUGCGGGAAGCGGAGAUGGGCUCGUCCCCCGGUGGGUACCUGGCCAUCGGCACUGAGGACGCUCCCAGGCCCCGCAUGUCACCGGCUACCAUUGCUGCCAAGCAUGGGGAGGAGGUGUCCCCUGCCGCCAGCGACCUGGCCAUGGUCUUGACACGGGGGCUGAGCCUGGAGCACCAGAAGAGCAGCCGGGACUCGCUGCAGUACUCCAGCGGGUACAGCACCCAGACCACCACCCCGUCCUGCUCUGAGGACACCAUUCCUUCCCAAGGUUCUGACUACGACUGCUACUCGGUGAAUGGCGAUGUGGAAUGUGACGCCCAGAGCGACUUCGACAAGUCCUCCACCAUCCCGCGCAACAGCAACAUCGCCCAGAACUACCGGCGGAUGAUCCAGACCAAGCGGCCCGCCUCCACUGCCGGGCUGCCCACCGGCACCAACCUACCAGCUGGCACCACCCCGGGGGUGGCCACCAUCCGCCGCACACCCUCCACCAAGCCCUCAGUCCGCCGUACCCUCUCCAAUGCCGGCCCCAUCCCCAUCCGACCCCCCAUCGUCCCCGUGAAGACCCCCACGGUGCCCGACUCCCCCGGCUACACCGGCCCCACGCGGGUGGGCAGCGAAGAGUGCGUCUUCUAUGCCGACGACGCUUCACCAAACCCCCUGGAUUUUGCCAAAGCUUCGCCCAAGCGGCUGAGCCUUCCCAACACGGCCUGGGGCGGUGGUGCCAUGGAGAUCUCCGUCUACCCUGGUGCCACCCAGCACCUCUCCGCUGAGGAAGAGGAGGACCAACAGUUGGCCGCCAACCGGCACAGCUUGGUGGAGAAGAUUGGCGAGCUGGUGGCCGGCGCUCAUGCCCUGGGAGAAGGCCAGUUCCCCUUCCCCACCGCCCUCGCGGGGUCUGGCCCCAGUGAGGAGACCCCCGCGCCCCCCCCAGCGGCCUCCAUGGACCCCCCGGCUGAAGACAUGCUGGUGGCCAUCCGGCGCGGGGUGCGCCUGCGCAGGACCAUCACCAACGACAGGUCGGCCCCGCGGAUAUUGUGAUGACGCCCUGGCCAGCGGGGACGGGCCCCACCGUGGCCGAUGGACCCCCUGGGGGCACCCGCUGCGCCGCCCGGGGAGCCCCCGCCUGGGGAGCCCCCACCCACCGGCACCGCUGCCCAAACCCCCCGCUCCCCCUCCCGGCCCAGCCCGUCCUGACACCUUCCUGCACCGGCUCUCGCUUUACUCUUUUUCUUUUUUUCUUAUUGGCCUCUAUUUCUUCUCUUUCUUUUCCUCUCUUUUCUUCUCUCCUUUUCCUUUUUCUUCUCUUUUUCUUAUUUUUUCCUUCUCUUUUCCUUCUUUUUAUCUUUUUCUUCCUUUUCUUUAUUCUUCUGUUUUCUUCUCUUCUCUUCUUCUUUCUUCUUUUUCUUCUUUCCUUUCUUUUUCACUUCUUUUUUACUUCCUUUUCCCCUUCUUUUUCACUUCCUUUUCCCCUUCUUUUUCUGUUACUUCAUUUCUUCUGCUUUUCUUCUUUCUUCUAUUUCUUUUCAUUCUUUCUUCUCUUCUGUUUCUUCUUUUCCCUUCUUUUUCCCUUCUUUUAUUUCUCUUCUCUUUCUUUUUUCUUCCCAUCUUUUUAUUUUCUCUUCCCCCUCCUUUCCUUUUGUCUCUUUCCUUUUUCUGUUUGCUUUUUUCCUCUCUUUUCUCUCCCUCCCUGGGCACAGCAGCUGUCCCCAACCCCACAGGAGGGGACAGUGCCAGCAGGGCCACAGCAGGAGCAGCACCAGGAGCUGGGGGGCCCUGUCCCCCUGGCUGCCUGCUUGGGGCCAGCACAGCUCAGCCCCAUUUUGGGGGUCAGAAGCAGUGGGGAGGGGGGGGACACACACACACGUGUGUGAGAGGAUGGGUGGACAGCGGGGGGCAGACACUACAGCCCCCUCCAGCUCGGGGGACACCGGGGCCCAGCAGCUGAGGGUGCCAAAUCUCCUCUUUGCCCCACCAGAGAACACUGGGGGGCCUCCCACAGCCCCCCCAAACCCCCUCCCUCUCCCUCAGCACCAGCAGACCCUGCGCAGGGUCCUGCUGGGGGGGUGGUCUGGGGGACAGGGGGUUGCACCCAGACCCCUCUCCCAAAACGAAGCAGCUGAUUUCUGCCGGCGGCUGGAGGAAAGCACAAACCCCUGGCCCCCCCGCUGUACAUAGCCCCCCCCGACACCCUCCUGUCUGUCGCAUUGCAGCUCCCCCUUUCUCUCACCCUUAGGAAUAACGAUUUAGUCCCCUCCCACCUUCGAUUUAGUCCCCCCCACCUUCUCCUGCCCAGAACCGCUGAUGCCAAGUGACAAAUGUUUGGGUUUGGGGGAGGGGGGGGGAGUCUCUUAUUUUGUACAGAAAAUGACAAUUCCUUGGAAAAGAAAAAAAAAGACCUGUCUUUCAACUGAAGUAACUUUUCUGGUGCUGUUGUUAACUUGGUCCUUUUUUUUUUAAUUUAUUUCCCCUCCGUGGUCCCGCCUCUGCCGCCGCUUCCCCUAUUCCUCAGCCAGGUUUCUUUCUCUUUCUUUCAUUCCCUCUCUUAUUUUAAUUUUUGUUUCUUCUUUUUUUUUGGUGGUAAUUCCCCUCUUUCCCACCUGCCCCCCCACUCCCCGAUUUCCAUAGUCACUGCUACAAGUAACGAAUGCACUGUGAAGAUUCCAGUAUUAAUAAAGGUUGUACUGUAAUUAA
Columba livia (rock pigeon) is the source of this 4164-nucleotide messenger RNA. RefSeq names its product MTSS I-BAR domain containing 2 (gene MTSS2). Gene Ontology annotation, cellular component: actin cytoskeleton; cytoplasmic side of plasma membrane. NCBI's taxonomy places the organism in Eukaryota, Metazoa, Chordata, Aves, Columbiformes, Columbidae. Gene Ontology annotation, biological process: cell projection assembly; plasma membrane organization. Gene Ontology annotation, molecular function: phospholipid binding; actin binding. The transcript is spliced from 15 exons. The record is from RefSeq and is a predicted model, not a curated record. Bases 280 to 2511 code for a protein of 743 amino acids.